CUGAGACUUAUCCACAUGUCUCUUAAACAUUGUGGUUACUACCUCACCAGUCUGUAUGCCAGUAUGUUCGAGCUUCAGAACUUCCACGCCCACCGGGCUAUGGGUGGUAUCAGCCAGGAGAUCAGGCAUUCUCUCAAACAGUGGCACAGGCGGCGAAGGACCAACGAGCCAAUGCCAUCGAUCAACGACUUCCAGAACUUCCUGCGUGUGGCCUACCACGACCCAGGCAACGGCUGCACAGCCAAGACGCUGGUGGUGAGGCCAUGUGAGACAACAGAGGAGGUGUGCCGGCUCUGUGCCCGCAAGUUCAAGGUCCAGAGUCCUGCCGAGCACGGGCUCUUCCUGGUGGUGGACGACAACUGGAGCCUGCUGCCCCCCGACUCUCGCCCGCAGCAGCUCAAGGCCGGCCUGCAGGGGGGCCGGGAGGCCUCUGACUACUACCACUUUGUCUACAAAGCCGCAGGCCCGGGGAGCACCAGGGGGCUUGCCAAGGCCAAGCUCGUCCGGGACAACGCCAUCGACCUGGGGGGAGAGCUCGGGCCCGAGGAGCAGCACCAGGCCUGAACGGGGUGGCUGGGCCUGCUGGUCUCCACGGCAACGGGUAGGCCCGAACUCACAGGAGGCCUCUCUCUGUCUCUGUCUGUGUGUGUGUGUGUGUGUAUGGAUGGACCUUUCUCCUCUGCACCAGUAACCUCUGAGUGUGUUAUGUUGGUGAGGGGGGCAGGGGGAGUAAUGAUCUUGUGAGGGGAAGGGAGAAGAACAGAAAUGGAGGGAGAGAAUGGCCUGAUGUAGGCCUGGAUCUUGCUUGAAGUCCAAAAUACUAAUAAUCCCGUGUAAUUCUGACCCCAUUGGGCCCUCUGUGUUACAAUUCCAAGUUGUAGCAUGAGGGGGUGUUGGGGGGUGGGUGCAUCUCUAUUUAAACCAUGUGAUAUAUGUUAUAUCUAAGAUUUAUUUUAUCAAUACAUCAAGAGCUGGUCUCAAACAAACUCC
Messenger RNA from Rhincodon typus (whale shark), 990 nucleotides. Its product is annotated as ras and Rab interactor 2-like. The transcript is spliced from 3 exons. The record is from RefSeq and is a predicted model, not a curated record. NCBI's taxonomy places the organism in Eukaryota, Metazoa, Chordata, Chondrichthyes, Orectolobiformes, Rhincodontidae. The coding region runs from base 16 to 564 and encodes 182 amino acids. Gene Ontology annotation, biological process: signal transduction.